AUGAUAGUGGCAGACCGGCGAUCCCAGGUGCGGCUGGGAGAACAAACAGCCCCUAAAGUACUAAACCCAUCCGAGGAGCAAGCUCGCGAUUGGCUAACUCGACGACGCGGCUCCAGUCCAUCUCACUUUCAACGUCUUGUCAUCGUUCUCCCUCUUGUCCGGCUCCGUCUAAAGGUGAUCAACAUUGGCGAUGCGGGAAGCCGCCAGGACGAGAUGACGAGACAAGAAGGAGAGAGAGAGGAGAUGGAGGUAGCGGAAGACUGUUUGCCGACGGGACAGGGAUCUGUGUGGAUGGACAAGACCAGUCAUUUGAACUGUCAGAAAGCUCCCAUCGAACCAAAGGCCAAGCACGCCCUUGCGCAUGCGCCUGCAGCGCAGGGUGCAGUCGCAGGGGCGCCCUGCUGUUACCUACUGUUUGCCGAGGACGCAGGAAUGCGUGUGUUCCUCGGGUUCUGGCCCCAGCCAGCAGAUGAUACCUACCUACCCUUUUGCCUACAUGACCCUACUCCGCACCUUUUCACCUUCUUUUUUGAUGCAUUGUGCCUUGGGUUUAUCGGCUCGACACCGGGUUGGGACGGGAGUCUCGGUGUUGGGUCACGAACACGAAUGAGACUCUCCAGCUCCCCGUAA
Messenger RNA from Thyridium curvatum, 630 nucleotides. RefSeq lists its product as uncharacterized. The record is from RefSeq and is a predicted model, not a curated record. Lineage: Eukaryota; Fungi; Ascomycota; Sordariomycetes; Thyridiales; Thyridiaceae. The transcript has a single exon. Bases 1 to 630 code for a protein of 209 amino acids.